Molecule: messenger RNA, 819 nt
Organism: Helicoverpa armigera (cotton bollworm)
Lineage: Eukaryota; Metazoa; Arthropoda; Insecta; Lepidoptera; Noctuidae
Exons: 4
Coding region: 126-767 (213 amino acids)
Source: RefSeq, a predicted model, not a curated record
UGAUUAUAAAUCCAAUUAACUAUUGACCUGAACUGUCGUGUUGAGUUUAUUUCUAUUUGUAUUUAUAAAGUCAAAAAAGUGUCGCGGUAUUUUUAGGUAGUGUGAAAUAAAGAGAAAUAAUAAAAAUGCGUGUAGAAUUACCAGUGUUGACAAGAUGUUGUAUGUGCUUUCCUCUUCGGUAUGGGUUACUUGUGUGGGGGUAUGUCAGAUUGUGUAUAGGUCUGUUGCUUCUAACCAGCGUCACGUCAGGUUUCAUAGAAGUGCUGACCUCCGAACCGAAACCUGAUGAAAAUAGAGCCGUGUUUCUAUCAGUUAUAGGAACUAUCGUAGUGUUGACAUUCAAUGAUGUUGUACUAAAUGCCUUGUUUAUCGUCGGAGGACAUACGAAAAACGUGAGAUUAUUAAGAGCCUAUUAUAUCUACAGCAUUACACUCUGGGUUCUUAUGAUAGUAUUGUACACCUUUUUCACUGGACAGACUUUCAAUUUCUACCGUAAAUUUGAAGAAGACAAAAUGCUUUACUUAUGCAUCGCCGUAAUGGACAUCAUUAUUUAUUUUGGGCAUAUCGUGAUACAACUUUACUCUAUCCUGCUAAUAAGGAGUGAGAUAGUUAAACUAACCAACAACUGCGAGUUCAGGUUCGUGAACAAUGCUGCACAACUUGAGAUGCAGUAUGAAAUAGAUGGAGUUAAAGUUAUUUGUGAUGGUGGAAAUACAACUGUUGAAGACAGCUGCAAAAUGACACAGGAAAAUGAUACACAACAGUAAAAUAAUUAAGUUAUUUGAUAGUGACAAAUGUGAUAUUAGGAUAUUUUGUAAA